This is a messenger RNA of Solea senegalensis (Senegalese sole), 1532 nucleotides long. It is a transcript of the gene sox1b, whose product is annotated as SRY-box transcription factor 1b. Lineage: Eukaryota; Metazoa; Chordata; Actinopteri; Pleuronectiformes; Soleidae. The transcript has a single exon. Gene Ontology annotation, biological process: cell differentiation; regulation of DNA-templated transcription; anatomical structure morphogenesis. The record is from RefSeq and is a predicted model, not a curated record. The coding region runs from base 360 to 1415 and encodes 351 amino acids. Gene Ontology annotation, molecular function: RNA polymerase II cis-regulatory region sequence-specific DNA binding; DNA-binding transcription factor activity, RNA polymerase II-specific.
GUUCUCGCGCUCCGACGUCACCAGAACCUCGAGCCUCUGCACGCGAAUCACGUCUCUACUCGAGCCUCUCCAUUGGACGUCCCUCGCUCAUAGCUGCUGUCAGAGCGCGCGGCCUGGGCACGCUCCGGUAACUUUUCCCAGUCUAGCUUCAACCAAAGUCAAAUAACAACUUUAUUUUCUUCUCAGCGCCGGAUGACGGAGGGGGGGAAUAAGGAGGAGAGUUACCUGUGAGUGAAUUUUCACCCUGAGACCAAAGCAGCUCCCCCCACCCCCCACCCAUCUCCUUCUUCUCUUUAUCUCUCGGAGGUUUCAGUCUGAAUGUGUUUGACUGAGAAGUUCAGUCCUUAAAGACCAGGUGAAUGUACAGCAUCAUGAUGGAAACGGACUUGCAUUCCUCCAUGGUCCCCCAGACCAACGCGUCCAACCCGGGGGGACAAGGCGGUGGAGGAGGAGGAGGAGGCGGCCCUGGGGGUAAAGUCCCCCAGGAGAGAAUCAAAAGACCCAUGAACGCUUUCAUGGUGUGGUCCCGGGGCCAGCGGAGGAAAAUGGCACAGGAAAACCCGAAAAUGCACAACUCAGAGAUCAGCAAGCGUCUGGGCGCUGAGUGGAAGAUGAUGACCGAGACGGAGAAGAGACCGUUUAUCGACGAGGCAAAGCGGCUCCGGGCCAUGCACAUGAAAGAACACCCGGACUACAAGUACCGGCCGCGGAGGAAGACUAAGACGCUGCUGAAGAAGGACAAGUACUCUCUCGCUGGCGGGCUCCUCGGUUCCUCUGCGGGCGUAGGGAUGGGCGGCAGACAGAGUCCCGGCGGGGGGCACGCAGGGGCGAAUGCGGGCUACGCCGCGCAUGUGAACGGCUGGGCGAACGGCACAUACUCUGGACAGGUGGCAGCUGCAGCUGCGGCCGCGCACGCCAUGAUGCAGGAGGCGCAGCUGGCGUACACGCAACACCCGGGCACCGGGGCUCACCCGCACCAUCACCCGCAUCACCACCAUCACGCACACAACCCACAGCAUAUGCACAGGUACGACAUGAGCGCUUUAUCUUACAGUCCCAUAUCGAACUCUCAGAGCUACAUGAGCGCGUCGCCGCCGGGCUACGGUGGCAUCACGGGCUACACUCACCAGCACCAGAGCUCCGGUGUGUCCCCGGUGUCCGGUGCCAUCAGUGGCACCUUGGGCUCUCUGGUGAAAUCGGAGCCGAGCAUAAGCCCGCCGGUGUCCGCCGCACGCGCACCUCAGCCGUGCCACACCGGGGACCUUCGGGACAUGAUCAGCAUGUAUCUACCCACCGGCGAGGCGGUGGCCGGGGACUCCUCCGUUCAGAGCAGACUCCACGUGCUCCACCCGCAGCACUACCAGAGCAGCGGCUCCACUCCGGUAAACGGGACGGUUCCUCUGACUCAUAUUUAAUUCUCCCUGCACCAUGGAGUCACUACCAAAUAUAAAAAGUAUGGGUUCAGGCUGCCGAAGAACUGUACAUUAUCGGGCCAUAAAAAUGCAAUGACUUUGAACAAACAGGAUUUUUUU